GGCAUAGGGUCGCACAAGAUUAUACAAUCAUAAGAGGUUGCUACUCAAUUACUAUCGCGAAAGUUGUGUAGCAUCACUAAAAUGUCGGCCCAACUCCUAUCGGGCGGCGCUGUUUGCGGAGUUGGUCGUGCUGCCCCGCCAUCAUCUCAGCGGAAUGUUGUGUUCUCGCGACCUAUCGUUGUCGGCUCCCACUCCGAGCUGGGUUUGAAGCCCUCAUCGAGGGCGGCCCAGCGGUCGUCACGUGGGGUGAAGACUUUGCGUGUGAGCGCAAGCUCUACCACGGCGACUCCCCUGCCAUGGCAGGCCGCGAUGUCGGAAAUCAAGAAGCGCCGUGAUAUCAAUACAAUUAUGAUUAUUGGCGCGGGUCCUAUCGUCAUCGGCCAGGCCUGUGAGUUCGAUUACUCCGGUACACAAGCAUGCAAGUCUCUUAAGAAGGAGGGCUACCGCGUGAUUCUCCUCAAUUCCAACCCAGCUACAAUUAUGACGGAUCCUGGCAUGGCCGACCGCACCUACGUCGGACCUAUGACCCCGGAGCUGGCGGAGCAGAUUCUUGCCAAGGAGCGGCCGGACGCCAUCCUGCCGACUAUGGGCGGCCAGACGGGUCUGAACCUUGCGAAGACCUUGGCAGAGCGUGGUAUCCUUGCCAAGUACGGCAUCGAGCUGAUUGGCGCAAAGCUGCCGUCCAUUGAUCGCGCUGAGGACCGCGAGUUGUUCAAGCAGUCUAUGACUCGGAUUGGGCUCAAGUGCGCCAAGUCGGCUACGGCCACCACGCUCGAGGAGGCACUGACCAUCGCCGCGGAUAUUGGCAAGUACCCCAUCAUCGUGCGCCCUGCCUUUACGCUGGGCGGCACGGGUGGUGGUAUCGCCUACAACAUCGACGAGCUCAAGGAGAUUGUGACGGGCGGCCUGACGGCGUCCAUGACGUCACAGGUGCUGGUGGAGCAGUCGCUGCUGGGCUGGAAGGAAUUUGAGCUGGAGGUCAUGCGCGACCUGAACGACAACUGCAUGAUUGUGUGUUCUAUUGAAAACGUCGACCCCAUGGGCGUGCACACUGGUGACUCCAUCACGGUGGCUCCCUCUCAGACUCUGACGGACAAGGAGCUACAGCGACUGCGUGACGCCGCCAUCGCCAUCAUCCGCGAGAUGGGUGUGGAAUGCGGUGGCAGCAACGUGCAGAUGGCUGUCAACCCCGAGGACGGCGAGAUGGUCAUUAUCGAGAUGAACCCGCGUGUGAGCCGCUCCUCCGCCCUGGCGUCCAAGGCCACCGGCUUCCCCAUCGCCAAGAUGGCUGCCAAGCUGGCUGUGGGCUACACCCUGGACCAGAUCGCCAACGACAUCACACUUAAGACGCCUGCCUCCUUCGAGCCCUCCAUCGACUACGUGGUCACCAAGGUGCCCCGCUUCGCCUUUGAGAAGUUCCCUGGCUCCAAGGCUGAGCUUACAACAAUGAUGAAGUCCGUGGGCGAGGUGAUGGCCAUUGGUCGCACCUGGCAGGAGUCCCUGCAGAAGGCCCUUCGCGGCAUGGAGACCGGACUGGACGGCUGGGCGCUGCCGAAGAACUACAAGCGCCUGCCGCGCGACCAGCUCAUGUACAAGCUGCGUGUGCCCAAUCCCGACCGCAUCGUCAUCAUGUUUCAAGCGAUGGAGGAGGGACUCACGGACGCGGACCUGUUCGAGCUGACCAAGAUCGACCCCUGGUGGCUUGCCCAGAUGCGGGAGCUGUUUAACGUGAGCAAGUGGCUCAAGAGCAAGAAGCUCACUGAGCUGACUGCGGAGGAGAUGGCGUGGCUCAAGCAGAAGGGCUUCUCGGAUUCGCAGAUUGCCCGAUACACCGGUUCCGCGAUGAUGGACGUGCGCUCCUACCGCAAGAGCCUGGGUGUGGAGCCAUCGUACAAGCGCGUGGACACAUGCGCUGCUGAGUUCGAGGCCAACACGCCGUACAUGUACAGCACGUACGACGGCAACAGCGAGUGCGUCCCUACCACAGCGCGCAAGGUGCUGAUUCUGGGUGGUGGGCCCAACCGCAUCGGCCAGGGUAUCGAGUUCGACUACUGCUGCUGUCAUGCCUCCUUCUCGCUCAGGAAGCAGGGCUACGAGACCAUCAUGAUGAACUGCAAUCCGGAGACCGUGUCCACAGAUUACGACACCUCCACCCGCCUCUACUUUGAGCCCAUUACCGUUGAGGACGUGCUCAACGUGAUCGAAGCGGAGCGCCCCGAGGGUGUCAUUGUGCAGUUCGGCGGCCAGACACCGCUCAAGAUCGCCAUGGACCUGGACAAGGCGCUCAAGGCGAACCCCAUCCCGGCGGCAUCGGGCAACGGCAACGUGUGCGUGUGGGGCACGUCGCCCGAGUCCAUCGACAUCGCGGAGGACCGCGACCGCUGGAUGGAGCUGCUCACGAAGCUGAACAUCCGGCAGCCCGCCGGUGGGUCGGCUCGCUCCGAGGAGGAGGCGUUUGAGAAGGCCAGCAAGCUAGGCUACCCCGUCAUGAUCCGUCCGUCGUACGUGCUUGGUGGACGUGCCAUGGAGAUCUUGUACAGCAACGAGGACCUCAAGCGCUACGUAACGUUCGCGGUGGAGGUGGACCCCGAGCGCCCGGUACUGAUUGACAAGUACCUGGACCGCGCCGUGGAGCUGGAUGUUGAUGCGCUGUGUGACAAGGACGGCAAUGUGGUGAUUGCUGGCAUCAUGGAGCACAUCGAGCAGGCGGGCAUCCACUCGGGCGACAGCGCCUGCUCGCUGCCCACGCAAACCAUCCCGCCCAAGGUGCUGGACGAGAUCAGGUCCUGGACCAUUUCCGUGGCCAAGGCGCUCAAUGUGGUGGGUCUCAUAAACAUCCAGUUCGCCGUCCAGGAUGACGUGCCGUACAUCAUUGAGGCCAACCCUCGUGCCUCGCGCACGGUGCCAUUUGUGGCCAAGGCCGUGGGCCAUCCCAUCGCCAAGUACGCCUCCCUGCUCAUGUCGGGCAAGACCCUGGCGGACAUUGGCUUCACGGAGGAGCCCAUUCCCCCGCAUGUGGCGGUCAAGGAGGUGGUGCUGCCCUUCAACAAGUUCCCAGGUGCCGAUACGCUACUGGGCCCCGAGAUGCGCUCCACUGGCGAGGUGAUGGGCAUUGACAAGGAGUUUUCGGCAGCUUUUGCCAAGGCGCAAAUCGCGGCCGGCCAACGGCUGCCCAAGACCGGCAAAGUGUUCAUAUCCAUGGCGGACAAGUACAAACCGGACAUCAUCGCCGUGGCCAGGGACCUGGGAAACCUGGGCUUUGGGCUGGUGGCAACAACCGGUACCGCCAUGGCCCUUCGCGCCGCCGGCGUGCCUUGCGAGCAGGUGUUCAAGAUCCAGGAAGGGCGACCUAAUCCCUCGGAUCUCAUGAAGAACGGCGAGGUCUCCCUAGUCAUGAUGACGUCCAGUGGCGACGAGGCCGACCUGCGCGACGGCAAGGAGCUCCGCCGCCUGGCGCUGUCGCUGUCUAUCCCAACUGUCACCACCGUGGCCGGUGCUCGUGCCACCACCGCUGCACUGCGAGCCAUGCGUGCCGGGCCGCUGGUCCAGAUCCCGCUGCAGGACUUCUUCCCCAACUAUUACGAUGACUCGCUUGAGCUCAUGCUCAAGUAAGAGAGCUGUCUAACACAGCUGCGUCAAGAGGUGCAGCAGCCAGAAUGGAACAAGUGUGUAUAUGCGUGUGUGAACAAGUUACUCCUCUGCAGCAGGCGCGCUUCUUCUUGUCUCUGGACACAUUGUCACGUGAAAGCAAGGGCGAGAUUGGGGCGAGGCUGCACGCCUGCGUUCCUCC
Messenger RNA from Volvox carteri f. nagariensis, 3790 nucleotides. RefSeq lists its product as uncharacterized. Gene Ontology annotation, molecular function: metal ion binding; ATP binding. The record is from RefSeq and is a predicted model, not a curated record. The transcript has 25 exons. Gene Ontology annotation, biological process: L-glutamine metabolic process. The coding region runs from base 82 to 3612 and encodes 1176 amino acids. Gene Ontology annotation, cellular component: cytoplasm. Lineage: Eukaryota; Viridiplantae; Chlorophyta; Chlorophyceae; Chlamydomonadales; Volvocaceae.